Messenger RNA from Periophthalmus magnuspinnatus, 3428 nucleotides. It is a transcript of the gene slc45a3, whose product is annotated as solute carrier family 45 member 3. Gene Ontology annotation, biological process: transmembrane transport. The coding region runs from base 326 to 2023 and encodes 565 amino acids. Lineage: Eukaryota; Metazoa; Chordata; Actinopteri; Gobiiformes; Gobiidae. The record is from RefSeq and is a predicted model, not a curated record. The transcript has 6 exons. Gene Ontology annotation, cellular component: membrane. Gene Ontology annotation, molecular function: sucrose:proton symporter activity.
CAGGGCAACAACAAAAAAAAACAGGCUAUUGUGUUUUGACAUUAGAAACCUCAUCUACCCCUUAUUUCUUCAUUUUGAUUUUUCAAAGAGCUUUACAAAGACAUCUUGACUCCUCUGUUUAUUCAAGACCUAGACAAAAGAUUUAAGAAUGCUAAGAAGAGAAUGACUCCUCCCGGUCCAUCAAGACACCGUGUCUUUGCUGCGGUCUCGGGGCAGCCCUCUCAUCCUUCCGUGGUACUGUCUGCAUUCCCCAGUCAUCCGCCUGGUCCCCUCCACUGUGUACAGUAGUGGUCACCCAGUGUUCAGGAAAGGCUCCCCUGUAAAUAUGCCUGAAUGGAGGUCUCAGUGGCAUCUCGUCCUGCUGAACUCCCUGACAUGUGGCCUAGAGAUCUGUGUGGCAGCUGCGACCACAUAUGUGCCACCGCUGCUUCUGGAGGCGGGCGUGGAGGAGCGCUACAUGACUAUGGUGCUAGGUAUUGGCCCAGUGCUUAGCCUCUUCCUCACUCCUUUUGUGGGCUCAGCCAGUGACAACUGUAACAGUCGUUACGGCAGACGGCGGCCUUUCAUCUGGUUGCUGUCCCUCGGUGUCCUUAUAGCACUUUUUAUCAUUCCCAAUGCAGAUAUACUUGCUUCACGACUUUUUUGGGGUGGACAAGGGCUCCAGGUGGGCUUCCUGAUUAUUGGUGUAGGACUCCUUGACUUCUGUGGACAUGUGUGUUUCACGCCGCUGGAGGCUCUACUGUCAGACCUGUAUCGAGAAGAGGAAGAGUGUGCGCAAGCCUUUGCCAUGUUCUCCUUUAUGGUCAGCCUGGGUGGCUGUGUGGGUUACUUGCUUCCUACACUGGAUUGGAGUGGUGGUGUGCUCUCUGUUUACCUUGGAGGGCAGGCGGACUGCCUUUUUUCCCUACUCAUUCUCAUCUUCGUGUCCAGUUUGAUGAUUACUAUGAAGGUGUCUGAGGAACCCUCUUGUGCCAGCAGCACUCUGACUGUCUCCAGUUCUUUAUUGGACUCAGGAGCCACGAUGGAGGCUGGCCGUUGUGGCUUCCCAUUUACUUGCUGCUACUUUCUUAAGUGUAAGCUAAAGAUCUGGAAGUCUGGGCCGUUGUUGUGCCUGCUGAGAACAUGCUGGUCCAUCUACAGAAGUUAUUGCCAUGUUCCCCAUGUUAUGAGGCAGCUUUGUGUGGCUCAGCUCUGUAGCUGGAUGGCCGUCAUGUCUUUUGUACUCUUCUACACAGACUUUAUUGGCGAAGGGCUCUAUGAUGGAGUACCCAGUGCAGCUCCAGGAAGUGUCUCUAGACAAAGAUAUGAUGAAGGUAUUCGCAUGGGGAGCCUGGGUCUCUUCAUGCAGUGCGCUACCUCAACAGUCUUCUCCCUGCUUAUGAGUCGAUUGGUGCAGCGUUUUGGCUCUCGCAGAGUCUACAUGAGCAGUAUGGUGAGCUUUACACUGUCUGCAUUGGUCAUCUCCGUGUCUAAAAGUGUGGCCCUUGUUACUGUAAUGGCAGCGCUCACUGGCUUUGCCUAUGCCACUCUACAGACUCUGCCUUAUACACUCACCUGCCACUACCAUAAAGAAAAGGAGGUCUAUAUGCCAAAAAGGACAGCAAAAAACAUGCAUAAAACUCAUAUUACAACCAACAGGGACUCCAUAUAUUUGACAUCUGUCGACGUGGAGGGUAGACUGACCCAUCAAAAAAGGCCUACCUAUGGACAGGACCCACAGGAGUUUUACUCCAAUGCUACCAGUCUGAACGGCUCAGUGCACUGUCCUAGUAACUCUGAACAGCAGGACGACACUGAGUCUGGCUAUGAGAAGAGAGGUGUGGGACUGGACUUUGCUAUUUUAGACAGUGCCUUUUUAAUCUCUCAGGUUAUUCUUACUUUUUUCAUGGGCAUGAUUGUUCAGUUUGCGCAGUCAGUUACAGCCUACAUGGCCUGCUCAGCCAUUUUUGGUGCUGUGGCAAUCUACUUCAGUGGUCGAAUUGUGUAUGACCAAAAGGACUUGAACAGCUAUAAUAUGCUGUAGAUGAGACAUACUGUAGGUAAAUCUACAUUUAGAAGCCAUCCAGGUUCGGUGGAUUUAAAUUCAGCAAUGCACUGUGUUUUCCCCAAGAAUGCCUUUGUCUAUUGCCAAGUGUUUCUAAAAUAUGGCAAUGUUUUUGCCUACAGUGUGAAAGUGUAUGGAAAAAUGAUAAUGUGUGAGUUGUGCCCAUUGACUUUUUUUUUUUCUCAGGAACAACCGAUUUUACUGUGGAACUCAAUUCAAUACCUUUUUGAGCUAUGUGUAGUUUUGGUAAAAAUCUAAGACUGUAAAUAAUCAUAUUGAGGUGACUUAUUACUGGGAUAUUUUGCAAAUUAAGGGUUUCUAUUUACACAAGAUGGCCUUUGACUGUAGUCAGUUGGUUUAGUACAUGAACUUUUACAUUUUACAAAAUAGCAUUUUUGGUUGACAAUCUUAAUCUUAGGCUGUGAUGUCAGCAUAUUGUUUGGAUGAUGUGAAAAGUCGAGUACAGGGGGAAAAAAACUAAUAAAAUCAUAAAUCACAAAUCAUAAACUUAAGCAAUACUGAAGUCAAUUCACAUAAAUGCUGAUUUAAUAGUGGCCUCUCCAUGUGCCAGUUGCUGUCACAGUUUCAUUAGUAGGCUAAAACUGCUGGAGCAUAGUUAUGUUUUAAAUUGGAAGAACUUCAAAUAUAAGCCUGAUUUGGACUAAUCAUAUUGUGUGGAUAUAUGACAUAAGCCUACUGCGUAGAAGAAUCUGACAUUGUAGGCAUGCCAUAUGUUUUUAUAUGGAAUAGCCAGUUACAGUAAAAUAUUUAAGUGCCUUUUGUGUUCUUGUUUGUAUAUUCUAUAUCGAAUUAUUUAUUAAGCUUUUUUUUUUUUUUUUUAAACAAACAAAAAAAAACAACAAAAAAAAACCCUCACACAUACUGUCUUCUGUUGGCAGUGUCUUUUAUGUGCAAAGGUUUCUGUUUUAAAUUAUAAAUUAUUUGUAUAGAUGUGAGUGUUCUCAAAGUGUUAAUUUAUUUUUGCUAUUUUUGAGAAGUUAACAAGGGCAAUUGUCUGCAUUCAGUCAGCUGCAGAUGAAGAUAUUGAAUGAAUAAACGUAAAUAAGAACACUGUGAGGUUACUUCCUCUAAUGCAGCAGAAAGUUGUGCUCAUUUAUGUUUAUGCCGGUUUUGUAUAACCACUUUACUUUAGUUUUGUAAUACUGUUAAAGUAACUAUACAUGUGCGCCAUUUCUGUUUUUCUUUGUGACCAAAUAUUCUGUUUGAUUCAAACCACUUAAGUGCCAAUGGCCAGAUUUGAGGCCCAAUCUCUUAUGUUUGCUUAAACUACCUGUAACAAUACUGGUUGUUUCCGAAAUCCGCUGUUGUUGAAAUCCAUCAAAACAGAAAACAAAAAGGAUUUCUAAAUAAAAGAUGACGUUUC